CUGAGUUUUGACACCCGACUAGGCCCUUGGCAAGUUGAAGGCUUGAGAAACGAAGUGGAGCUUAAGUGCUCCCACAGCAAUCCCACAGUCUACCAUAGUGGUUUUUUUUGGGUAUCUCUCCAGUGUCUGCACUGAUUCUUUGAGCUGCUUAAGGCUGGACACAUACCCUCCACAUCGAACGCGUCAUCAAUCUGCACCGUAUCUACCAUGAAACACUUAUCACUAUCACUGAAAGAGGCCUUGCUUCCCCAGCCUCCAAGUUUCAUGAAAAAACAAUCAUAUGAGAUUCACGAAAUUCUUGGAUCAGGGACAUUUGGGAAAGUCAUGAGAGCGACAUGGCAAGUUCCCCCUGACUUAGCCGAUGUUUCGCGGCAAGGGGCGUUCCCAACAUCGCCAACAUCUCCAACUGAUCACACCUCUGGGCGAUCAUCCAUCCCUCUUCUCCAUCCCCAUCAUAUGAAGAGGUCCAUCUCUCGAACAUCUAACUCUUCCGCCCCUCCGUCACCCGGAGGACAUAACCACGUCUCAAUAGUGAAAGAAGUUGCAUUGAAGGUCAUUCCGAAGAAGAAAGUAAAGGGAAAUGAAGCUGCCGUCUGGGGCGAGAUGGAUGUCCUCAAGGGUCUUGACCACCCCAAUAUUGUCAAGUUUUAUGAAUGGUUCGAGUCCCGAUCAAAGUACUAUCUUGCUUUUGAGCUAGCUGUCGGUGGCGAGCUCUUUGACCGUAUAUUGAAAAGAGGAAAGUUUACUGAGAAAGAUGGCGUUGCAGUCAUUCGGUCUAUCUUGUCAGGAGUGAAGUACCUACACGAUCACGAUAUCGUGCAUAGGGACUUGAAGCCCGAGAAUAUUUUGUACCGAACAACGGAUCCGGAUAGCGACAUUGUUAUAGCUGAUUUCGGAAUUGCAAAACAUCUGCACACACCAGAAGAGCAGCUGCAUUCGCUAGCUGGAAGCUUUGGCUACGUCGCCCCCGAGGUUCUCAACAAGCAAGGGCACGGGAAAGCAGUGGAUAUCUGGUCAACGGGUAUCAUCGCUUAUGUUCUGCUCUGCGGUUACUCGCCGUUCAAAGGAGAUGAUACAAACGAGAUGAUUCGGGAGACCACAGAGGCCAAGGUCGAAUUUCAUGAGCGAUACUGGUCUAAGGUGUCUGAUGAGGCGAAGGCAUUUAUCAAACUUUUAUUGAACCCCGAUCCAUCGCAACGUCCUACUGCGCAACAAGCUCUGAACAAUCAUUGGUUGACGACGCACAAGGCCUCUACUGAACACGACGUCAUCUCAGGUCUCAGAGAAAAUUUCGACGCUCGCAAGAGGUGGCGCACCGCCAUCAUGUCAGCGCGCGUCAUCAACCGGUUCGGCAGACGGCCCAGUACGGCUUCUACGGCUUCAAGCACAGGUAGCGGCGGCUGGGGAGAAGACCACGUCCACCCUGACGGAGGCGAGGAAGACGGUGAGGAGGAUACUGCCGACGGCGAGUUCCACGACCUGCCCGACCAAAUCAAGGCCUCGCUCUCAUUAGGCGGGACCGACCCAGGAUCGAACGAGUAUGUGAAAGUCAUAGGGCCAGAGCCAGAUGACAAAGGUGACCAGCUGGUGAGUCCAGUAUGAAAAGCAAGACAACCUUUUCAUCGCUUGCCGCCUCUCUUUCGAAAGAGAAAGCAGUUCACGUGGUGGAGCGAGUGGAUACCUCGGAGUCAUAUGUUGCAGCUGAUGACGAGUCAGAGCUGAAGAUCCCUGGAUACCUGCAUGGAGGGAAGGUUCCGUGGCAGAGUAGUUCCCCCGUUUCUGGUCAUCACACGUGGUACGAUGCGCCGAAGAAGUUUUUUGGAUUGUGAAGGUUACUCCGUUGAUCUGGAAGUCAGCCGUAAGUUAUAUGUGAUGUAACAUUAUGCACAACUUAGCCUAGCUCUUUUUGCUACAUGGUUCUGGACUAAUCCGUUGUAUCGAUCUAUCUUUUUACCCAUUAAAUGAAAUGACAGUGGUCAACAUA
Messenger RNA from Suillus clintonianus, 1984 nucleotides. RefSeq names its product kinase-like domain-containing protein. The record is from RefSeq and is a predicted model, not a curated record. Gene Ontology annotation, molecular function: calcium/calmodulin-dependent protein kinase activity; ATP binding. Bases 208 to 1602 code for a protein of 464 amino acids. The transcript has 10 exons. Gene Ontology annotation, biological process: protein phosphorylation; cellular response to oxidative stress. NCBI's taxonomy places the organism in Eukaryota, Fungi, Basidiomycota, Agaricomycetes, Boletales, Suillaceae.